Molecule: messenger RNA, 2873 nt
Organism: Zingiber officinale
Lineage: Eukaryota; Viridiplantae; Streptophyta; Magnoliopsida; Zingiberales; Zingiberaceae
Product: ETHYLENE INSENSITIVE 3-like 3 protein
Exons: 5
Coding region: 369-2120 (583 amino acids)
Cellular component (GO): nucleus
Molecular function (GO): DNA-binding transcription factor activity; DNA binding
Source: RefSeq, a predicted model, not a curated record
CAAAUCCAAUUAGAUCCUACCCACUUACCCUCGUUCAUUCGGGUUUCCACCCUACAAAUCCAAGCCUCGUCGUCGCCGGCCUUUCCUCUUGUAACCAUCUAUGACCUUAAAAGGAGGACGAGGACGAGGACGAGGACGAGGACGACGAUGACGAAGCGGCGUCAAACUCUAAUUCCCAGACCGAAACGGUGAUUUGAGUUCCAGGGAAAUGAUUGAUCGAGAUAACAAGGGGUGGUUUUGCUAAUCCGAGAGGAAAGCUUGGGGUUUUCGUUUUUACAGCAGAGCAAAUGAUUCCUCUUGGUUAGGCGCGUGAGGUGGGAAAAUUCAUAGGUUUUCACUAGAGAGAAAUCUAAAAGGUCGCGUAUAUUAUGGAUCAUCUGGCAAUAGUAGCACAGGACUUAGUAGGCGAUGCUUCAGAUUUUGAAGUGGAUGGUGUCCAGUGCGACAAUCUCAAUGAGAAUGAUGUUAGUGAUGAAGAGAUUGAAGCAGAAGAGUUGGCAAGAAGAAUGUGGAAAGAUAAAAUUAAACUACAGAGAAUUAAGGAACGAGAAAAGCUUUUUGCUCAGCAGACAACUUCUGGGGAGUCUAAGCCAAAGCAUAUAUCUAACCAGGCUCUGAGAAAGAAAAUGGCGAGAGCGCAAGAUGGCAUUCUCAAGUACAUGUUGAAGUUGAUGGAAGUGUGUAAUGUCCGUGGAUUUGUCUAUGGAAUCAUUCCUGAGAAGGGUAAGCCUGUAAGUGGUGCUUCAGACAACAUAAGAGCAUGGUGGAAGGAAAAGGUGAAGUUUGAUAAGAAUGGGCCUGCUGCCAUAGCCAAAUAUCAGGCUGAAAACUUUGCAGCCGCACAGAAAUUUGGGGGCAAAAAUCACCAAAGUCUGAUGGAUCUACAAGAUGCCACACUGGGAUCUCUUCUAUCCUCAUUGAUGCAACAUUGUGAUCCUCCGCAACGCAAAUACCCCUUGGAGAAGGGUGUUCCGCCGCCUUGGUGGCCCUCUGGCAAUGAAGACUGGUGGGUAGGUUUGGGCUUAUCUGAGGGUCAAGCCCCCCCAUACAAAAAGCCACAUGAUCUGAAGAAAAUAUGGAAGGCUGGGGUACUAACAGGUGUGAUAAAACACAUGUCUCCUAAUAUUGGAAAGAUCAAAACACAUGUGAGAAAGUCAAAAUGCUUGCAGGAUAAGAUGAGUGCCAAAGAGAGCACCAUCUGGUUAGGAGUUCUGGAUAAAGAAGAAUUGUUGGUCAAUCAUCUCAGCAGUGAUAACGGUUUGUCAGAUGUAACUCAAAAUAGUGGCCCUGGAGAUCGGAGGGAGGUGACAAACAGUUUUAGUGAUGAAUUCGAUGUUGAUAAUCUGGAAGAUGUUCAUGGAUUUACUUCAUCCAAAGAUGAUGGAAUUGACAAUGUAACACAUAUUUCGAGGGAAGUUAGUCCAACUGAAAUGCCUCAUCAACUUCAUCAAGGCAAGGAGCAAGCUAUUGAACGGCCAAAGAGAAAAAGACAAAGCAAAGCUGUUGCAGCUACUGGCAAGAAAAUGCUCCUAACUUUGAAUGAGCAAAGAUCUGGUGAUAUGGGAAAUCACAUUCCAAACACGAAUAGCACAAACAUGAUGCCAGUGGCUCAUCAUGCACAAAAUAUGCAACUGGAGGCUUGUGUCGAUACAAGUUCAAUGCAUCAAGAGGAAGUUCCCCAAAGCCGAUAUCUUAUUGCAGAGCCUGGGAUUUGCAAUUUUAUGUGCAACCCUCCACGUAAUAUUUGUGCAGAAAACAUGUACAUUGGUGGGCAGCCACUCCUGUACCCUGAUGUUGGCAAUAAUGUACCGCACAAUGCUCUUGCAAUUGAUAUUGGGUCCAACUGUGAGCAGCAGAAACUAAUGGGGACUGAUAGAAACAUUAAUCCUGUUGAGAAUUAUUCUUAUGAGAAUGUGACGACACCAAAUCUCAAUCAGCAUAUGAUCAACAGGGGCAGGCCUCUAUUCCUAGAUGAACAGUUGUGCAUAAGACCAGAUGCUUUUGCUUCACCAUUAGAUUUUAGUGGGCUCAAUAGUCCAAGCCUGAUCGAUUUUGGAGACAUAUUGCAGGAUGCAGAUUUGUGGAAAGACGAUGAACUAUUGCCAUAUUUGGGAACAUAAGUACUUCUCUUUAUGCAAUUUGGCAUUUCAUAAGCAGUUUUUCCUGAUGCAUUUUCUCCACUUCUCCAAAAACUUCUUUUACAGGGUAAGCUUGCAACAUCUCUUCGCAGUUCUGGGCCUAUCCAUCUUGUGUGCCUAGGAAGAAUAAUGUGCACUAGCUGACUAUAAAUAUGGCAUUCUAUCUUGGUACAAGGUUCAGAUUCAGUUAUAACAGCCUGGGAAACAGAAACACAACCAGGCUGGAUUUGUCACCUUUCUCAACCUUUGGCAUAGACCAGGUAGUUCUCAAGAGAAGAUAACGUAGCUGUUAAAGCAGGUGUUUUUCAUGUAGCUGAACAAUGUACAGAUCAUAUUGAUCGCCCGCAUGACCAUCUCAAUCAAUCAUGGCCACAUUGGCAUGUCAAUUUACUGAAAUGCAUUGAAAGAAAUUUCCUUGUUUCUGGCUUGGCUCUGCAAAUUCUAUUCAGGGACAUAAGAGAUUGAUUGAAGUCAGUGCUGUAUCAAGUCUUGACCUAGAAUAUCUUGCUAGAGAAGUGACAAUAAAUGAAGCAUAGGUCUAAGCCGAUGGUAUUUAGCCGGCGAUAAUUCGCGUAUUGUUGGUUUCAGAUGCUUGUUAGUAUAGUUUCUGAUUGACUUGGUUUCCGACAAGACUUAUUUUGGUAUGUUUCCCUUCCUUUUUAGUUCAUUGUAAUCCCAAGUAUGCUGAAAAUAAUCAGAAUGUGGUUGGUCCUUUGCUUCCAGGCAUCUUCAUAA